ACUAGGGCCCUACAGUUCUACUGUCCCGGCCGGGGGCCAUUUCACAUGAACCGUAUUUGAGCUCCCCGUGCCUUCGAAUGUGGUCCUGGAUUACCUUUUGUAAGGUAAUCUUACAAAAUUUUUGCUUUCUAGAAAAAAAAAAAAAGGAUUUCGGCCGUUGGAGUCCGGCUUAGCGCCCCAUCGCCCCACAACCUGGCCAUCCCGCUUCAUUGUGAGCAGUGGGUGCAAUUUGAUGGAACAGGAACGACCCAGGGAGUCUAAGUCAUCCAGAUUAAAGAGAAUGAAUCUUGUCAUUUUCCACUUUGACGCAUAAGUUUCCCUGACGUGUCCUUGGAGUCACAGAAGAAUUUCACAUAUUUUAUCAUCUGACUAUAAAGAUGGACAUUACUAGCUUGUCCUGUGAAAGUCUGCCUUCUGGUGACCAAAACUGUGAUCAAGGAGAAGAAACAGAGGGAGAAAGCACGCUGGUUGGUUGCCUGAAAAACUGUAGUAAGGAUGAGGCUGUGGAUUUCACUCAAGAGGAGUGGACUACAAAGGAUCCAACUCAGAGCAGCAGACCUAGUGAUGGGGCAGUGGAGGACUACACAAACCUGGCCACUGUGGAAUUGGAAAAGCAACUACAAACUAAAGAUGUAGCACCAGAGCAGGAUUGUUUGACAAGACAUACCUUCAUGGAGACACAGCAGGUGGAUGCAGUAACCUUUGAAGAUGUGGCUGUGGACUUUACCCAGGAAGAAUGGACUUCACUGGAUCCAAUUCAGAGAACCCUCUACAGAGAUGUGAUGCUGGAGAACUACCAGAACCUGGCCACAGUAGGAGGUCAGAUGUUUAAACCCAGCCUGAUCUCUUGGUUGGAGCAGAAAGUCGAGCUGACAGUAAUGGAACAAGGAAUUCUCCAAGAAUGGGAAAUGCACCUUAAGACAAAAAGGACAGCACUUCAGCAGGAUAGAUUUUGGUCAGAUAUGUCUAAUGGGAUGCAACUGGGAAGAGAGCACAGUAGCGGGGAGCUUGGUGACUCUGUUCAAGUUGGAACAGUUUUUAGUGAAGAUUCAUGCCCUCAGACUCACAUUAGUACUUCAAAUACAGAGAACACUUCAGCGUGUAAUUUAUAUGGAAAAGACUUUCUGCCACCCCUUAAAGAAACUUCUACCGAAGAGAACAUUUUCCACUUGAACCAGUGUGUAAAACCUUUGACUUUGACUCCAGAUGUUUCCCAGAGAAAGUGCAGUCUGGAAAAAUCUGUUGAAUGCAGUGACUGUGGGGAAACUUUUGUUAAUCAGUUAGAACUUCAGGCACACAGUUCUUCUCACAGUGGAAAGAAUCUUCACCAAUCAGAGGAGUGUGGACAAGCUUUUACUCAUCCUGUAAGCCAUGAUGGGCAUGUGAUUCCCACUGAAAAAAAAUAUUAUGAAUGUAAGAAAUGUGAAAAAUUUUUUACACAUCCUGUGUACCUUAAUAUCCAUAUGCAAAGCCACACUGUGGAGAAACCCUAUGACUGUAAGGAAUGUGGGAAAGCCUUCACUGAGCGCUCAAGCUUAAUUGUACAUCUACGACAACACACUCGAGAGAAGUCUUAUGAGUGUAAGGAAUGUGGGAAAACCUUUAUUCAACCCUCACGCCUUACAGAGCAUAUGAGAAGUCAUACGGGAGAGAAACCGUAUCAGUGUGACCAGUGUGGGAAUGCCUUUGCGUCUUCCUCUUACCUUACUACACACUUGAGAACUCAUACUGGAGAGAAGCCCUUUGAGUGUAACAUAUGUGGGAAGGCAUUUACACGGUCCUCUUAUCUGCUAGGUCAUAUACGAACUCAUACAGGUGAAAAGCCCUAUGAAUGUAAAGUAUGUGGGAAAGCGUUCAGUGGCCGUUCUUGGCUUACGAUACACUUACGAAAACAUACUGGAGAGAGGCCCUAUCCAUGUACAGAAUGUGAGAAAGCCUUCACCAGCUUUGCUCAAUUAACUGAGCAUAUAAAAACACACACUGGUGAGAAGCCCUUCCGGUGCAAGGUAUGUGCAAGGACCUUUAGAAAUUCCUCAUGCCUUAAGACUCACUUUCGAAUUCACACUGGAAUAAAACCAUACAAAUGCAAUUACUGUGGGAAAGACUUCACUGCACGUUCAGGCCUUACUAAGCAUGUACUAAUUCACAAUGGUGAGAAGCCCUAUGAGUGUAAGGAAUGUGGGAAAGCCUUCAGUACAUCUUCGGGCCUUGUUGAACAUAUAAGAAUUCACACAGGAGAGAAGCCCUUUGAAUGUUAUCAGUGUGGGAAAGCCUUGGCUCACUCCUCGUCUCUUGUUGGACAUUUAAGAACUCACACUGGAGAGAAGCCCUUUGAGUGUAACCAGUGUGAUAAAACAUUUACGAGAUCUUCUUAUCUUCGUAUUCAUAUGAGAACUCACACCGGAGAGAAACCAUAUGAAUGUAAAGAGUGUGGGAAGACUUUCCCUGAGCGCUCAUGCCUUACUAAACACAUAAGAACACAUACUGGUGAGAGGCCCUAUGAAUGUAAGGAAUGUGGCAAAGGCUUUAUUAGCUUUGCUCAACUUACUGUCCACAUAAAAACUCACAGUUCUGAGAGACCGUUUCAAUGUAAGGUAUGCACAAAAUCCUUUAGAAACUCUUCAUCCCUUGAGACCCACUUCCGAAUUCACACUGGAGUAAAACCCUAUAAAUGUAGUUAUUGUGGGAAAGACUUCACUGCUCGUUCAGGCCUUACUAUACAUUUACGAAAUCACACUGGGGAGAAGUCCUAUGCAUGCCAAGAAUGUGGAAAAGCCUUUAGCACUUCCUCAGGCCUUAUUGCACAUAUAAGAAGUCACAAAGGAGAGAAACCCUUUGAAUGUGACCACUGCGGGAAAGCCUUUGCUUCUUCCUCUUAUCUUAAUGUGCAUUUGAAAAUUCACACUGGAGAAAAACCCUUUCAGUGUACAGUAUGUGGGAAAACAUUUACGUGUUCUUCUUACCUUCCUGUUCACAUGCGAACUCACACUGGAGAGAAGCCUUUUCAGUGUAUAAUAUGUGGAAAGUCAUUUUUGUGGUCCUCGUACCUUCGAGUUCACAUGCGAAUUCACACUGGAGAGAAACCUUAUGUAUGUCAGUACUGUGGAAAAGCCUUUACAGAGCACUCAGGCCUUAAUAAACAUUUACGGAAACACACAGGAGAGAAACCAUAUGAAUAUAAGGAAUGUGGGGAAGCCUUCACUACUUCUGCUGAUGCUAAUGAACAAGAAGCACCCCAUUGGGGGGAGAACCUUUGAAUGUAAGGGAUUCAGAAAAUUGUUUGAUAGCCUUUAACCAUUUGCAAUCAAAGUUCAUAGUCUAUACAAGUCUUAUUGAUAAGCAAUGUAUAAAAACAUUCAGUUAUGUGCUGUAAAAACAACUCAUUCUGAGGAUGCUCUGAGUUUAAGGAUUGUGGGAAAAAUCAAAAUUUCAUAAUAUAUGUAUUAACUGAAGGCUUGCAAUAUAGGGAAUGAAAACCUUUAGUGUUUCCAUGUGUGUUGAUGCAAGACAUGAAGAAAUGUCAUAGAUUUUGUUUCUUCGUUCACUUAUGGUCUCAUAGUUGAGAAAUACCUUACUGAAGUUUGGGAAGUAACUUUUUAUAUUUGACUUUAUGUGGUGUUUACAGACUGAACACAAGCUACAUGUGCGUAAUAGGGGAUUUGCUUCAGUGUCUUAGAUGGCAACACUUGGAUUUCCUGGGUGCUUCUAUAUGAAUUUUGAAUAUUUCUACAUUUGUGUAUUUUUAUGACUUCAAUUAUGAAUUUCUAAAUUCUA
Grammomys surdaster is the source of this 3774-nucleotide messenger RNA. RefSeq names its product zinc finger protein 26. The transcript has 9 exons. The coding region runs from base 378 to 3257 and encodes 959 amino acids. Lineage: Eukaryota; Metazoa; Chordata; Mammalia; Rodentia; Muridae. The record is from RefSeq and is a predicted model, not a curated record. Gene Ontology annotation, molecular function: DNA-binding transcription repressor activity, RNA polymerase II-specific. Gene Ontology annotation, biological process: negative regulation of transcription by RNA polymerase II.